AUGGGCUGUGCACAUCACAAAAUGAAAAUUCAAAUUAUCCAAAGUGUUUCUUUCCAAGAACCACCGAAGCGAGUCCCAACAACUAUUUCUAAGCUCAUAUUAACCAAGGAGAAGAAAGAAUCUUUAUUCACAAUAAGUGAAGCAUCAGCAAACCUUGAGGACACUAGAAGACUGAGCAAGCUUUUCAGCAAUGGAACUGUUAAGCGAGCUCUUGCUGACUCAAGAAGGAUGAGCCUACUAAGUUCAGAUGGAACAUUAAACCAAACCUUCAAAUCUGAGGUCGAUUGCUAA
This is a messenger RNA of Blepharisma stoltei, 291 nucleotides long. Lineage: Eukaryota; Ciliophora; Heterotrichea; Heterotrichida; Blepharismidae. The record is from the annotation of a GenBank genome assembly.